This is a messenger RNA of Aspergillus saccharolyticus JOP 1030-1, 1521 nucleotides long. Its product is annotated as ER lumen protein-retaining receptor. Gene Ontology annotation, molecular function: ER lumen protein retrieval receptor activity. The record is from RefSeq and is a predicted model, not a curated record. NCBI's taxonomy places the organism in Eukaryota, Fungi, Ascomycota, Eurotiomycetes, Eurotiales, Aspergillaceae. The transcript is spliced from 3 exons. Bases 368 to 1381 code for a protein of 337 amino acids. Gene Ontology annotation, biological process: protein retention in ER lumen; endoplasmic reticulum to Golgi vesicle-mediated transport. Gene Ontology annotation, cellular component: membrane; endoplasmic reticulum; cis-Golgi network.
CGCUGAGACAGUGAACGGAGCUACCCCUUCGUUAAGACCAGAUAAGACACGCAACCCAUCGGCGAGCUUCACCAACGCCACUUUUCUUCUCUGCUAUUGCCAAUUCUAUUCCUCCUGUCCUCAGUGGGCUUUAUUGUCCCAUAUUUGCAAUCGAGUUGCCUGGUGCACCUCGCAACCUACACCUCUAACACAAGUCGUAUAGCACCGACCGGGCCUACCUGAUAAAAGAAGCACGGUCCACAGUUAGUCACACCGUCUCUGGGUGUUUUUUUGGUAGUCUCAACGGUGGUAGUUGAGGCCUUUGAAGAAUUCUUAGUCGUGCAGCUGGGCUUCCAGAGCUAGUCAGCUCCGAUAUACGUUCGCAAUCAUGGUUAACCUGAACAUGAAUUUGUUCCGCGCCUUGGGCGACUUCUCCCACCUCGGGUCUAAAUGCGUCCUAAUAUGGGCUAUACAUCGUAACCAGAGUGCCGAGGGUGUAUCGCUCCUUACACAAAUGCUUUACGCUAUGGUCUUCGUCACGCGUUACCUUGACCUCUUUCGGAAAGAAGCUUGGGAUUCGUUCUACCUCGUCUUCUUCAAGUUAUUCUAUACCAUCUCAUCGUUCUAUGUCAUCUAUAUAAUGAUGAAGGUCUUCCCGCGCACGCGGGAGAAGGAGAGAGCAUGGAAAUUGGCAUUGAUUUCUGUUGGGCUGUCGCUUGUACUGGCCCCAAUCUCACUUGGCAUAUUCAAGGGCUAUGGAUCUGGCCGGUGGUUCAGUGAGACAUGCUGGGCUUUCUCGAUCAUCCUCGAAUCCGUCUGCGUUCUCCCACAGUUAUUGCUCUUGCGCCAGACCACCGUCCCAACUGUCAUCGACUCAUAUUACCUACUGAUGCUGGGGUCAUAUCGAGCUUUCUACAUUCUAAACUGGCUCGUGCGCGGGUUCGGCGCCGAGCAUCACUGGGAGCCAAUUGCCGACAUAUUCGGCCUCGUUCAGACUGCUUUCUACAUCGACUUUGCCUGGGUCUACUACUCCCGUCAGCGCGUGAAGCUUCGUAACGGAGGCGUGGUUGACUCGGACGAUUUCCGCCAUAGUUGGCUCGUGAGCAGGGUGCUCAAUCUGGUCAAUUUCAGGCAACGCAGGGUGGCGGAUGAGGAGCAGAGUCUGAACGAUGAUGAUUUUGAAGAAGAGAGGGUCAACGGGGAAAGACCAAAGAACAACCGGUGGGGCGCAAGAGGGAUCUCGGUCUCCGCUGAUGACACCCUGGAGGAUCGGCGGCCCGAUGCUCACGGUUCGAGUCUUGAGAACGACUUAGAAGGGUUCUCGGAAGAUGAGGAAGAUGACGUCCCAUCAUACCAGGCAAACAAGGUCUCUUCUUUUGGGGCCGCCGGCAAUCGGGAUUGAGCUGUUUGAUCAUUGGGCCAUAUAUAGAAUUCUUGGGUGUAAAUUUGGGCCUCUAGCUACUGUUUCUCAGGCGUAAAUUCCGCUCACUGGGUUUUAUUGCGAAUCAUCAUAUUUCCAUAGCUACAUGACCAACUUUACUG